AUGGGUAAGAGAUUUAGUGAAUCCGCUGCUAAGGUUGCUCAAGGCAGAGCUAGAAAGCGUCAACAGGAAUGGGAGAAGAACCGCGCUCAGAAGGAGCAAUUAGAAGCCAUGGAGGCCAAGAAGUGGGAGGAAGGUGCUAGAGAAGGUACCAGCAAGAAGGCCUUGCUGGAAGAAAAGCGUCAGCAAAAGCUUGCUGCUAAAAAGGAGCGUGAUGCUCUGCUAAAGGCCGAAGAAGAGGCUAUUGGCAGAGGCGGUAAGCUCAGAAACUUGUAA
Messenger RNA from Nakaseomyces glabratus, 273 nucleotides. RefSeq lists its product as uncharacterized. Lineage: Eukaryota; Fungi; Ascomycota; Saccharomycetes; Saccharomycetales; Saccharomycetaceae. The record is from RefSeq and is a predicted model, not a curated record.